GGUUUGGCUCGUGAGAGCGGGUGGCUCGCGCUGACAGGUCCGCGAGAGGGACGGCCAGGAGUGACAGCCGCUCUCGGGUCUCUGGGCGGACUAGACACCUCCUGGAGAGAGUAACCGGCCAUUCACAGCAGGACUCCUUGUACAGCAUCUCGGCUCAGCUUUUACUCCAUCCUCCGCUGCUGAAGCAGGUGAGGCGGCUUUUGUGGAAUUCACUGCCUGCCUGAAAGGUGACGAUGCGAAAUCACGGGACUCACUGACUUGCGGACUGAUUGUAAUACCCCGACAAGAUUUGAGAACCAAGGAUGCAGCCCUGAGGUGGACUAUCAUAACACGCGCACUGGGAUCUUUUGUUUGGAAAUUUUUAUUUCUGAAUGGAUGUUUUCAAGUGUGGAAAGGAGGAUGCUGGUCUUUUCAUCCUGCUGAUGUGGCCGUGAUAGUUUCAGGUGUGUCUCAGUUUUCUUUAUUUUCCAUCUCCUGUUCUUGAAGAAAGGCCCACCUCAGCCCGAGUGAAGAUGUGACCCAGGUGAAGGAAUAAUCUGUCAGCCUGUAACCCCCUCCCUUUCUCCCACACGUUUGGCUAGUAGCUCUUUUCUCUCCAUCUUUCUCUGUCUGGAUUGGUCUCUUUUGGAGAUAUUAGCUCUUUCAUCUGGGAUGGAUGUACCGCCUGAAACCAGCAGACAUGUAAAGAAGUCCACAAGUCAAAAGCUGGAGGAUCAGAAGAAGAUCUACACUGAUUGGGCGAACCAUUAUUUGGCUAAGUCCGGUUGUCCAAGGCUUAUUAAGGACCUGACUCAGGACAUACCCGAUGGAGUUCUGCUGGCAGAAAUCAUCCAGAUAAUAGCUAAUGAGAAGAUAGAAGAUAUUAACAGCUGUCCAAAGAGUCACUCUCAAAUGAUUGAGAAUGUGGAGUGCUGUCUGAGUUUCUUAGGGGCCAGAGGUGUCAGUGUUCAAGGGCUCUCUGCUGAAGAGGUGUGUAAUGGGAAUCUGAAGAGCAUCCUGGGUCUGUUCUUCAUCCUGUCCCGCUACAAGCAGCAGCAGCAGCACCAGCAGCAGUACCUGCAGUCUCUGGUAGAGCUCCAGCAGCACGUCACACAUCAGACCACAGGGGCGGCACAACUGAGCCAGCACAAAACACAAGACAUGCAGUCCAGUCUCACCGCACGAUAUACAAGUCCACCAGGUCACAGUGGAAUAGCAGCCCCUCAGAAGAAAAACACAAGGUUGCCAGGUCCGUCCAGAGUCCCCGCUGCAGGCAGCGGCAGUAACAGCAGUAAAGGCUCCUCAAACCUGAACAGAAGAAGCCAGAGCUUUAACAGUAUUGAUAAGAGCAAACCAUUGCAGUAUGCUAGCGGCAACGACAGAGAGUCGGUGAAGGGCAUCCCUCUGCCAGGCAGCAUGAACGGCAGUGGCUCAGUGCCUUCCAGCACCAGCGGGCAGCAGCUGGCCUCUGCCAUUCCCUCUCCCACUGCUGGAAAGACCUGGCGCAGCAAGUCCAUGAACAUGAAGCACAGUGCCACCUCGUCCAUGCUGGCCACUAAGCCGCCCAGCCCAACCUCAUCCCCUACCCCUCCCUCAUCAUCCGAUCGCCUCCGGCCCCCAAUCACAGAUGCCUCCAAAUCAGCCCCCGGUAACCAGCGUUCCAUGUUGGAAAAGUUCCGGAUCCUCAACCCUCGCGCCACAUCCAGAACCUCUCCCUCUGUGGCUGAAAUGGCUCUCCAGGAGGAGGAUGACUUGUCAGAGUUUGGAGAUGAGGGAACUUUCAGUCCUACACCACCCUGCGGGAUCUCAAAACAGCAGGGGAAGCCCUCUGCAUCUGCAUUUGCACCCCCAAGCAAGUCCAACAACUGUAAGAACCACAACAAUAAGUCCUUGCCACAACCCAAAGACAAAGAGGACAAGAACAAGACCAAGAACAAAGCCAGCACACCUCCCAAAGAAGAGCCAGUAAUAGUGGAGACCUCAAAGAAAGGCUCCAAGAUUGCUAGCCUCAUCCCCAAAGGAAGCAAAACAUCCGCUGCCUCUGUGAAGAAAGAAAGUGCAAUCCCUGCCUCCAGCAGUAUCCCCAAGCCUGGUCUGAAAGCUCCAACAGCAACCUCCAAACCUGCAGGAACCCAAUCUUGUGUACCUGCAACUACCGGUGGGGAGAAGACCAAACUUAACAAGGGCAGUCAGUCCAUAUAUAUGCAGAGAUCUCUGGGAGGCUUGGAGAACCGUAAGACCAGCAUGGUGUUGUCAACCAGUACCUCAGCUCUUUCUGCAUCCACCACUUCAGGACUGGGGGGUGGUUGUGCUCUAGGUGGUAAUGGAGCAGUACAGCUUCCCCAGCAGCAACAACAUAACCAUCCCAACACAGCGACAGUCGCCCCCUUUAUGUAUCGGACGUAUUCAGAGAACGACUGCACGACCGUGGUCCCUCCUGAACCUUGUCUCAGUCCCACAAAAGAACUGGUCUACGGCAAGACCGCCAAACAGUGCCUGGAGGAGAUCUCAGGAGAAGAUCCAGAAACUAGACGGAUGCGUACAGUGAAGAACAUUGCUGAUCUGAGACAGAAUCUGGAAGAAACCAUGUCCAGUUUACGGGGGACGCAGAUUACCCACAGUACCCUUGAGACAACCUUUGACACCACUGUAACCACAGAAGUGAAUGGUCGUGGUCUUCCUGCCCUCUCCAGCCGCUCUUCCCCCAUGUCUUGGCGUCUCGGCCAGGGGUCAAGUCCUCGUCUCCAGGCUGGAGAUGCCCCUAGUUACACUCCACCCAGAUCCAGUGCUGGCAGCACCACUGUUCGCUAUGGAGAGCCCUCACGGCUGUUAUACACGGCCCCCCUGAGGAGAGCGGCCGCCUCAGGGGCCCGAGGGGCAGAGCCGGGGGAGAAAGGGGGCAUUUCUGAAGUGGGACCUGAGGUGGACGUGACUGGAUAUGGCAGCGAUGGAGACAUACUCGCCAAGAAUGUACAUGCAGACGAUAUCAGUGGGUAUCACACAGACGGAGGUAUUUACUCUAGAAAUGUAGACCUUUACUCUCGAAAUGUUGGUCGUCCAGCUGAAAUGACUCCGGCUCGAGAGGUCGUUCAGAAAGGAGUCAAAGAGAUGCAAGGGGAAGACAGCUGGGAUGACAGUAGUUCUGUCAGCAGUGGUUUGAGUGAUACUUUAGACAACAUCAGCACUGAUGAUCUGAAUCCAGCCCCAUAUUCCGGCAUCUCGUCCCGCAAGAGCAAAGCAGCUCAGUCAAAUAAAGAGACGCACAGACACAUCGAGCAGGAUGCUAGCAGCUGGGCUGGUGCUGAGGAUUUGAAGAAGGUUGAUGAAGAGAUGGAGCCAGGGAUGGACCCUUCCUGCAAGUGGAAGACUUCAUCCCCUUCCUCUUCAUGUCAGGGUGAAGACAUUAGCCAGAAGACAGGUUUGCCCAUGUCUCAAACAGGCUCCUGGAGGAGAGGCAUGAGUGCUCAAGUUGGAAUCACACCACCAAGAACCAAAGGCACGUCAACUUCUCUUAAAACACCAGGUAAGACGGAUGAUGCCAAGGCAUCUGAGAAGGGUAAAGGCUCACCCAAGAGCCCAAGCAUUCAGCGUUCUCCAUCAGAUGCAGGCAAAAGCAGUGGAGAUGAAGGAAAGAAGCCACCCUCAGGAAUUGCUCGGCCACCUACCACAAGUUCUUUUGGCUAUAAGAAGAUUCCAGGUCCCGCUGGAGCCCUGAUUACAGCCAGUGGAGCCACUCUGACUAGUGGUUCUGCAACUCUAGGCAAGGUUCCCAAGUCUGCUUGUAUCGGCAAGAGCACGGGUAUCAGCAAUGGGCGGAAGACGAGUCUCGAUGGUGCUCAACAUCAAGACGAUGCUGUUUUAUUAGGCUGUGGAGGCUCAGAGGUUCCACUCCAGUAUCGCUCCCUACCAAGACCAGCAAAGUCAUCUAGUGGAGGAAGCAGUGUGGUGAGCCGCAGUGGCCAUCGUUCCAGCUCCAGCAGCAUUGAUUCAAAUGUCAGUGGAAAGUCUGCGGGAGGAAGUGGAGUUGCAGUUGGAACCCCAACCAGCACAAAGAGAAGAGACACUGGGAAAGUAGGGUCAGGACGCUCUAGUCCUGUCACCAUCAACCAGACUGAUAAAGAAAAAGUGGCAGGGUCAGAUCAGGAGGGAACGGGGUUGCCCACCUCCCCCAAAUCCAGUCCCACUUCAACCCAAUCCGGACUCAGACAGCCAGGCUCCAAAUACCCAGACAUUGCAUCCCCCACAUUCCGCAGGUUGUUUGGCAGUAAGGCCAGUAGCAAACCCAGUUCCCCUGGCACUCCUGACUCUGGCAAAUGCCCCUCAGCACUGGGCAGCCCCCAUGGCACACUGGCGCGGCAGGCUAGUUUGGAUUCGCCCUCCUCAGGAACAGGUAGUCUGGGCAGUAUGGGUGGGCAGAGCGGAGGCAGCAGCCCCCUGUAUGGCAAAACGCCUGACCUGGGCACUGAUUCCCCAGCCUCUAGUCCGGCGUCAGGUCUCUCUCUGCCCUCUAAUGCUCGUCCAUGGCCUCCAAAUCUCAGCAGUUCUUCUGCAGGCAGUAAAGACACACUGAGCUGCCACAGUAUGACCAGUUUACACACAAGUUCAGAAUCCAUAGACCUGCCGCUUCCACACCACCAUGGGCCAAAAGUCACCCGAACGGGCAGUGUCAAGUCCACCCUGUCUGAGGGCAUGCCUCUUGACAGAAACACUCUUCCCAAAAAGGGAUUAAGGUACCCUCCCUCCUCUAGACAGACGUCACACGAGGAAGGAAAGGAAUGGUUGCGUUCUCACUCCACUGGAGGUCUACAGGACACUGGAAGUCCACUUUCACCACCAGGCACAACCUGUGCCAACGCUGGCAAAUACCACUACUCAAACCUGUUGAGCCCCACCAGUAUGUCUCAGUAUAAUAUUCCCAGCACCAGUAUGAGCCGCUCUAACAGUAUUCCAGCACAGGAUUCAUUUGAGCUGUAUGGUGAGGGACACCCUCUGGGCGGCAGUGCCACUUCAUUGGAAGAACGGCCACGUGGCAUGAGCCGCUCCGGUUCUUUUAGAGACAGCACAGAUGAAGUCCAUGGUUCUUCUCUGUCUUUGGUCUCAAGCACAUCAUCUUUAUAUUCAGCGGUGCUGGCAUUUUUAGACAAGACGGAGGAGAAGGCUCACUCUGAGGGCCAAACUGUCCAGAAUACGACGCAAAUCAGAAAACUGCGGCGAGAACUGGAUGCAUCUCAGGAGAAAGUGGCGACUUUGACCUCACAGCUGGCGGCCAACGCACACCUGGUGGCAGCAUUUGAAAAGAGUCUGGCGAACAUGACCUGUCGCCUGCAGAGUCUAACAAUGACAGCAGAGCAAAAGGAGUCUGAGCUGGCGGAGUUGAGAGAGACAAUUGAGGCUUUGAAAACUCAGAACACAGAUGCUCAGACGGCCAUUCAAGUGGCCCUUAAUGGUCCUGAUCACGUUCAUAGAGCAGACCUGAGGAUCCGCCGCCAGCACUCGUCAGAAAGUAUGUCCAGUAUUAACAGUGCAGCCAGUCACUCAAGUCUGGGUAGUGCUAAAGAUGCAGAGGACAAGAAGAAAAAGAAGAAAAGCUGGGGCAAGGAUAGAGGACACAAGGUGGCUGAUUCCAUCCCUGCCCAGUUGCGCAGCUCCUUCAAGCAGGCCUUCAGUAAGAAGAAGACAAACAAGCCUCAAUCAUCCCAUGAUGAGAUUGAAGAGAUGACCGAUUCGUCCCUCCCCUCUUCACCCAAACUACUACACAUCAGCAGACAAGCCAGCUCUCCCCAACCACUCCUGUCAUCACCGUCCACCACAGAAAAGUGUUUUUGUGAUAGCAAGUCCUCCCCCAUUUGGAUGCCAAAGAAAAAGUCAAACGGUCAUGUGGUCUACAAGCACAGAUCUCGACUGUGUGAAUGUACAGAAGCCGAGGCUGAGAUUAUCCUCCAGCUGAAGAACGAGCUGAGAGAGAAGGAGCUGAAGCUCACUGAUAUCAGGCUGGAGGCGUUAAGCUCCGCUCACCACCUUGACCAGAUACGAGAAGCCAUGAACCGCAUGCAGAAUGAGAUUGAGCUGCUGAAGGCAGAGAACGACAGACUCAAGUCCAGUGGCAACACUACACCUGCUGCUACACCUGCUAAAACAGCCCGUCCUCCAUCAGAAACCUCUAGCACGUCCUCCUCAUCCUCACGUCAGUCUCUAGGGCUCUCGCUAAACAACCUCAACAUCACCGACACCAUUAUGUCAGAUAUUUUGCUGGAUGACGGCUAUGAGGGCAACUUACGUAAAGAGGGCAGGAGCGUCCGAAUAGUGGUCACCAUCAACAGUGACUCCAACAAGACCAAGGCUAUGCAGAAGAAGCAGUAUCUUAUUGGGUCCAUUGGCGUCAGUGGCAAGACCAAGUGGGAUGUGUUGGAUGGAGUAAUACGACGCUUGUUUAAGGAGUAUGUGUUUCGCGUGGAUCCAUUGACCAGUCUGGGCAUGAAUUCAGACAGUAUAGUGUGCUACAGAAUGGGGGAUGUGGUUCGAUCUCACGCUUCUGAGGUGCCUGAACUGUUGCCCUGUGGAUAUCUGGUCGGCGAUAACAAUGUUAUCACAGUCACGCUCAAAGGUGUGAAGGAGGGUAGUAUUGAUGACUUGGUGUUUGACACGCUGAUCCCUAAACCCAUCAUUCAACGCUACUUAAACCUGCUGAUGGAGCAUCGUAGAAUCAUCCUGUCUGGUCCAAGUGGAACAGGCAAAUCCUACCUAGCCACUAAACUAGCCUACUUUAUCCUAUCUAAGACUGGUCGAGAGGUGACAGACACCAACCUGGCCACCUUCAACGUAGACCAGAAAUCCAGCAAGGAUCUUCGACAGUACCUCUCUAGCUUGGCGGAGCAGUGCAACACAGAGGAGUGUGAGAUUGAGCUGCCCACUGUAGUUAUUUUGGACAACCUCCAUCAUAUUGGCUCGCUUAGUGAUAUCUUUAAUGGAUUCCUCAACUGCAAAUACCACAAAUGCCCCUAUGUCAUAGGAACUAUGAACCAGGGUGUAUCCUCAUCUCCAAACCUGGAGCUGCAUCACAACUUCAGGUGGGUGCUGUGUGCCAACCACACCGAGCCAGUGAAAGGCUUCCUGGGCCGAUUCCUGAGAAGAAAACUGAUUGAAACAGAGAUUGACAAGAACAUGCGCAGCAAUGACCUCAUCAAAAUCAUCGACUGGAUCCCCAAAAUCUGGCAACAUCUCAAUUCCUUCCUAGAGGCUCACAGUUCUUCAGACGUCACAAUUGGGCCUCGACUGUUCCUGUCUUGUCCAAUGGAUGCAGACGGCUCACGUGUGUGGUUUACUGACCUGUGGAACUAUUCUCUAGUGCCAUAUCUACUGGAAGCAGUACGUGAAGGACUGCAGCUGUAUGGUAAGAGGGCAGCAUGGGAAGACCCUUCCAAAUGGGUAAUUGACACCUACCCAUGGAGCUCUGCCUCUCUUCAGCAUGAAGGCCAAUCACUGUUGCAGCUGCGGCCGGAGGAUGUGGGUUAUGAUGGUUACAGCUCCUCUAAAGAUGGAGCUGCCUCCAAACAAGUUUCUCAGAGCGACACAGAGGGAGACCCACUGACAUUCAGAGAUUAUAAGAUGAAUAUGCUAAUGAGGCUCCAGGAAGCUGCUAACUACUCCAGCGCACAGAGCUGUGACAGCGACAGCGCCAGUCACCACGAAGACCUGCUGGACUCCUCAUUAGAGUCUGCCCUCUAAGCCCCGCCCCCUACAGAAGAGGAAGUCUUCUGAUUGGCUUAAAAACUAAGCAAAAGGCCUACAGGACUUGUGCUUAUGAGAUGCCUGGCUCUUCCAGUGGAAUGCAGAGUCCAGGAUACGGCGAUUGAAAAGGUGCUGUUGGCACACACUCUGACGGGUGCUCACAUUAUUAUACACAAAAACAACUGGAAUUUCAAUUAGAUGGAGGUGAUCUGUUAGUUUAACCAUGUUUACAGAGGCAAGUGUUUAUUUAAAAUUCACUGAGGUGCAAAAACUUAAAGGGCAACACUCUGAAAUCUGACCUCAGUCAACAAACUGGUGCUGCCGUGGUGCCAAAAACCAACAUGUGGUUUACACUCAUCUCGCCAGCACCAUUCAUCAAACGCCUCUUGUCAACAAGCACAAACGUGCACCGUGUCAUUACCGCUACUGUGAAAUCAUACGCAAAUUCGCAAACCUCCACCACUCGUUCCACUGCCAAGCGUAUCUAGACCUAGCACUCCGACUGCAGCUUUCACACUGCUCCAUCCAGUAGUCUUUCCGUCAACCCUACGGCCGAAUGCGUAGUUUUUUCUUCUCUCCGCAGGUUCGAGGCAACCGUUUGUUGGAGAGUGUACCAGCUUCGUGAAAAAGACCAGAAAAUGGUGCUUUCUUGCUGCCUUAAAUGUGCUGAGCUCUGAUCUAAAUGUGGUGCCGCUGUCCUUUUGCGCAGAAACGAUGGCGUAGGACAGAAACGAUGAACCAUUUUUCCUAAAAAAAAAGCCACGUUCACAUAUUUUAUUUUUGUUACAAUUAGUGUACACGCCAUUAUAAAACGGUCCAAAUGUAUAAAAGUAAAAAAAGAUGUUUAUGUAAUCCCAGUUGAGCUGGGAACACUUGAAUCGAGAGCACAAAUCUGACGUGUCGCUUUGCUCGCAUGCUGUUUUUCCUUUGCUAUAUGUGUGUACGUGCACGUGGAAACGGUUUUCGCUCCCGUGCGCCGGUGUUCGUGUAGUCACUCAUCUUUUAUUUUGUUUGCUAUGUGGGUUUUGCACAGUUGAAAAGGAUGAUUGUAAAUAUCCAAGUCUUGCACAGCCUCUUAAAGAUGCACUCUGCCCGGUCGCUAUUGCGUUUCCGCUCUACUAGUCUAGCAUUAAGCUCUUGUGAAAUACAGAGAAAAGAAAAAAAAGCAAACCAGCAAACAUGUCCAAACCUUAUAUGUCUUGUAAUGACUGGUUAUUAUACAGAGCUCUAAACUGUACAGUGAGAGGUGAAGUGUUUUUCAAUUUCAGAAAACUUUAGUGUCAGUUUACUGUUUAAGGGCACAAAACCAUCCAAAGCUGUUUGAUCUUUGCAAUGCAUCAAAGCCUGACCACAUCAAACAUGCAUUACAGUCUUACUAUUCCCUUCCUGCAGCUUGCAGAUGCACUGGUUUCCUUGGAUGUAUAAGUCACACCUAAAGACCCCAUGAAUGUUAACCGCAUGUUAUUGUAAAGCCUGAUUUCCCUAAAUAGACUGGAAUAUUUUCAUUCCAAAGAGUAUUUGAUUAGAUGUAAAUGUGUACAUCCUUAAAUCUGGUCCAUUUUUAUUACAAAAUAUUUAAAAAAGAGAUAUACUUUAAAAUGUAAACGUGUAUACCAGGGUGUUUUUAUACUAUUUAAUUUUGUCAACUUUUAGGACUAAAACUUCACCAUGGGAUGAUAAAUAUAGCUCCAAAAUACAUACAUAGUUCUCCAUUCAUUUUUAUUUUUAUUUCUACACUGUAAUAAAUAUCCGUUAAUUAACAGUUUGUUUAGUCCUUUGCAAUUAUUUAUGGUUAUGAAUUGCAUUAUAGGACAUUAAUCUCUGUUCUGUUUAAGAAGUGACUUUUAUUGACAUUUUAGUAGUUUUAAACAAUAUAUUGUAUAAUUUAUACUCUGCAAAUUAGGAAUAAAAUAAUUUAUUACUAGGUUUUUAUACUGUAAUUUACAACAACAAUCCAGACAACUAUUAAACAUGUCAAUAAAUAUCCCUUUUAAAACAUUUUUAAAAGUGAAAGUGUUUGGAUGAAAGAUCAACGUCUUAUAAUGCAAUUCAAAAACAUGAAUAAAACAAAAAGCUCAAUCACAAAAUAUGGAUAACUGAUCAUUUGCAGGGUAUUUUUUACACUGUACAAACAUAUACAAAUAAAUCAGAAUUGUGCGAUAUAAACUUCAUGCGAUUUAUUGCAAUUUUUUUUUAAUUCUUACAAUUCUGACUUUUUCCUCUUAGAAUUGAAUUACAACUUGCUAUAAUGAUAUAAACAAAAUUGUGAAAUAAAAAUGUGCAAUUCUAGUUUGUGUUACAUUAACUUUUUAUUAUUAAUCCAUUACAGCAGGGGUGUCAAACUCAAAUCUUGGAGGGCAGCAGCCCAGCAGUUUAUUUCCAACCCUGUUUCAACACACUUACCUGCAGGUUUCAAACAAGCCCGAAGGCCUCAAUUAGUUUGAUCUUGUGUGUUUUAUUAGGGUUGGAACUAAACUGUGCAGAGCUGUGGCCCUCCAGAAACUGAGUUUGACACCUCUGCAUUACAGAAACAGGUUUCCUUAGUAUAGGAGUAAAAGUAGUAAAAAUACAAAUAAAUUCAUGGGAUUUUUAAAAAUGGAUAAAUGUUAUUGCAUUAGAUGAUGUCAAAUCAAGCUACAUAUAUUUGGCAAACAAUAAUAGUUUUGUUAAGUUUAUUUUUUUUCCUUUUAAAUAAUGAAACAUAUAGUGUAAUAUAUACAUAUAUUAUAAUAAAUUAUUUUCUAUUAAAAAUAAUUUAUGAGUUCUGCGAUUAACUUAUGUUACUCCACAACAAAAAUUGCAUGAGAAUAUAAAACUAGUUGACAGUCUAGUGUUUUUUCUAUCUAAUGCAGCAACAUUCAUACAUUAAAGUGUGACUGAAGUAUCUGAAUACUUUCUUAGGUCCCCUGUAAAUUACUUAGGACCCUAUCCCCAAUCACCCACAAAAAAUAUUUAGAAUAUACUGCACUGUAACUGAAUCUCCAUUAGUUUGCGCAAUGCACAGGCAGGAGGUACAGGCUGUUUCAUACACGGUGCUAUCAGUGAAUUGCGUCUUACUCUGUCUUACACAAUCAGGCCUUUUCCACAUCCAGGUUCACCUUCUGACUCCACCAGAGUAACUCACCCUCACUGCCAGACAGGCUUUAACCUCGGAUUCUUUGGGUUGAUUCAGGAAACAUCUUCGUUUGAAUUCCUCAGCACUACAGCGGUGCUACUGUACUGUACUGUAUGUGCGUAACCUCCAAACUCUGUGACUCUGUGCCUGAUGCUUUGCUUGUCAACCAUUGUUCAGUGUAAAAGUACUCAAGAGAAAACCUUUAUAAGAAGUGCAGAAAACUGCCUGCUGGUCCCUAACCUCAAACACAGAUAGUGAUUGUCCAUGGUACAUCAGAAAUCAACGUCUUUUCAUUUCCUUCAUGUUACGGCAAAUGCAUCUCUCGGUGAGCGCGUAACAUCGAACUACUUUGAAAAUGUUUCUUUUCAGGUGGAACAUUUGUUGCUAGAUGUUUUAUAUUUUGUACAUUUGUAAGUAACAUAUCAUGUAAAUAGAAAGAGACCACAAAUUUAAUUCAUCUGGGGGAUUUUGUAGUCUUUGUAAAGCCCUAAUAAAUGGUAUUUGGUGUCACCUGA
Molecule: messenger RNA, 11337 nt
Organism: Danio rerio (zebrafish)
Lineage: Eukaryota; Metazoa; Chordata; Actinopteri; Cypriniformes; Danionidae
Source: RefSeq, a predicted model, not a curated record